GCCGUCGUAGUGUCAUAUUUGCGUUGUGCCUCGAAUCACGAUACGUAGCGUGUACUGCUGUUAGAUUUUAUAUACACAUCUAUCGUUUGACAGUUUGAUCCUACGGACGCAAUAAGGUGAUCGCUUAAUUUGUUUGCCGGGCGUCUGCUCGGAGUGAAAAGGUUUUUCGAAAACAAAACCUUGCCCUCCGUUAAUAUGUAUUUAAUCGAGUUCCGGGGAUCGGUCUGUGGAAAUGCGCGCUUGUAUCUGGAAGCGUUGGGCACGUAGGUGCCACAAUGUGCUUCGAUAGUAACGAAUUCGCGUCUACGUGCUUAGAGAUUCUGGACGUCGCGGGGUUAAGCUCGACUCAACAGACGAAUAGUUAAACAGACACGGUAGAUAAGUAGGUAGCGCAAGAAGGAGAUCAAGGGGGCGAAAGAGACGGCGAGGAAGAAGAUAAAAAGAGAGUUUUCGACAGACUUUCUAAAUCGAAAAUCGCGAAAACAAAAAAACAGUCGAUUGAUGUCUUAUUUGUGAUGGGAGUGCCUGCGAGGGGAGCACUCGCGGCGAUCGUCGCCAUAAGCGCUUUCGUCGUCUAUCUAAACAGCCUUAACUGUGGCUUCGUUUUCGAUGAUAUUUCAGCGAUUAAGGAUAAUCGGGAUUUGAGGCCUCAUACACCUCUGAAAAAUGUCUUUUACAAUGAUUUUUGGGGUACUCCUAUGCACAAGGAGCAAUCACACAAAUCAUAUAGGCCAUUGUGCGUUCUCACAUUUCGAUGGAAUUAUCUGAUUCAUCAACUGGAUCCUAUGGGAUAUCAUCUGCUAAAUGUUAUCCUACAUGUUGGAGUAUGCUUAUUAUAUUUCAGGAUUUGUUUAAUGUUUCUAUCCGAUUCUGCAACUUUUAUAUCUUCUCUCCUGUUUGCAGUUCAUCCUAUACAUACAGAAGCAGUUACAGGAGUGGUUGGAAGAGCAGAAACAUUGUCUUCUUUAUUUUACCUAGCAGCUUUAAUCACAUAUACUAAAUGUUGCAGAAGUAGACGGUCAACAGGAUGGAGAUCCUUGAUAUUAUCUAUGUUUUUUGUUUUUACUGCUAUGUUGUGCAAAGAACAAGGAAUAACGGCUACGGCAGUUUGCGUAUUGUAUGAAAUUUUUGUCAUACAAAAGGUAAGAGCGAUGGAUAUUUUCCUGACAUUAAAGGCAGUUUUUGGUGGGAAGAAAAUAUCCCUUGCCUGGACCAGCGAAGGUACAAAACGAUUGACUGCUCUUACACUUGUUACAUUCAGUUUACUCAUUCUUCGGUUACAUGUAAUGGGCUCAAAGUUACCUGUAUUCACCAGAUUCGACAAUCCCGCGUCUGUGGCACCAACGCCUGUAAGGCAGCUUACAUAUAAUUACCUCGCAGCAGUUAAUUUAAGGCUACUAUUUCUUCCGAGCGAUUUAUGUUGUGAUUGGACUAUGGGAACUAUACCGUUGCUGGACAGUUUCACAGACCCCCGUAAUCUGGUUACUGUGGCGACUCAUAUGACGGUAUUAGGAUUACUGGCAACAGCAAUUUUAACACCUAAUAGACAAACCUCCAUCAUUCUCAUAAUGAGUUUGGCUAUGAUGAUACUCCCAUUCUUACCUGCCUCGAACCUCUUCUUCCCGGUUGGAUUCGUCAUUGCCGAAAGAGUAUUGUAUGCUCCGUCUAUGGGAUUUUGUAUGCUUGUUGGUUAUGGAUGGAGCAUUUUGUGUGACAAAAAGUUCAAGAAACUUACACUAUUUUUAUUAGUAACACUUCUGGCUGCCCACACAACAAAGACUUUUAUGAGGAACUAUGAUUGGUUGGAUGAAUAUUCUAUAUUUAUGUCAGGAUUAAAAGUAAACGAUCGCAAUGCCAAAUUGUUUAAUAACGUGGGACAUGCUUUGGAAAGUCAAGGUCGAUUUAAAGAAGCAUUGAAUUUCUUUAAUAUGGCUGUACAAGUUCAAGGCGACGAUAUUGGGGCGCACAUCAAUGUUGGCAGAACGUACAAUCAUCUUAAAAUGUUUAAGGAAGCCGAAGAUGCAUACCUGAAAGCAAAAUCUUUGCUGCCUAAAGCAAAACCCGGAGAAUCUUACCAGGCGCGAAUAGCACCGAAUCACUUAAAUGUUUUCGUAAAUUUAGCAAAUUUAAUAGCAAAGAACGCAACUAGGUUAGAGGAAGCUGAUUUGCUUUAUAGACAAGCCAUUAGUAUGCGUGCUGAUUACACGCAAGCAUAUAUUAAUCGAGGCGAUGUCUUAGUUAAACUUAAUCGUACUAAAGAAGCUCAGGAAGUUUAUGAGCGAGCUCUUUUUUACGAUAGCAACAAUCCGGAUAUCUACUACAACCUGGGAGUCGUAUUUUUGGAACAAGGAAAAGCAUCACAGGCUCUGGCAUAUUUGGAUAAAGCAUUAGAAUUCGACCCAGAGCACGAGCAAGCAUUAUUAAAUUCAGCCAUGUUGCUUCAGGAAUUGGGACGCGCAGAAUUGCGGAAAGUAGCCAGAGAAAGGCUUCUAAAACUUUUGAGAAAAGAUUCCAAUAAUGAACGAGUUCAUUUUAAUCUUGGAAUGCUAGCGAUGGAUGACCACGAUAGCGCAAGUGCGGAACGUUGGUUCCGUAACGCAGUCGCUUUAAAGGAAGAUUUUCGAUCUGCGUUAUUCAACUUGGCACUUUUAUUGGCAGACGAACAACGUCCUCUCGAAGCAGCACCUUUUUUAAAUCAGUUAGUUAGAUUUCACCCGGACCACGUUAAAGGUUUAAUCCUUUUAGGCGAUAUCUAUAUUAACAAUAUAAAAGACUUGGAUGCCGCUGAAAAUUGUUUCCGUAGAAUAUUGCAAUUGGAUCCAACAGAUAUUCAAGGUCUACAUAAUCUGUGUGUUGUAAUGGUGGAACGUGGUAAGUUAGGUCUUGCUGCUCAAUGUUUAGAACGUGUAGCAGCAUUAGCGCCCCAUCAAGAUUACGUGCAUAGGCAUCUUGCCAUUGUGAAGGCUCGUAUCAAUCGAUUACCACCGGAACAACGCGACACGGAAGUAUUCGAUGAUUCUUUCUGGCAAGCUAGCCCAAAGGAAAGAAAUUUCAACAUGGAAGACAUUUCCGGUAGUAACGGCGCUGGCGGCGCUGCUGCCACAGGUGGUCCUGGAAACAUGGUUAAUAGUGGUAACCAGUAUUUAGGACAAACGGACUCUGUUUUUUCUAAUCACCACAAUCACAUAGGAAAUAAGAAAAGCAAUACGGACUCAUUGAAUAAUAACGUAAUACAUUUGAAGAGCCCGUCGAAACCUGGAAGAAUACCACUGAACGAAGUAAGCGCGGAAGUGAAGGAAGUGUUCGAUGAUAACGAAAGGUAUUUGAGCCCGAGCUCAAAUUCGAAAGACAUGGAAGAAUUUUCCUCUGGAAGAGAUUUUAACAAGGACAUAAACACGGACGCGACGGAAUUGACAAUCGAUCCGGAACGUGCAACCAAAACAAUUAAUUCCGAGAAAUUUGAUCAAGUCGCGCCAAUUAUUUCGACUGGCGGGAAUCAUGCUGGCACCACACGUCAAAGAAAGGACACUGCUCUCUCUUAAUGAUGACGUUAAAAUCCGCCGAAUAUUGUAUAAAGUUAUAUUCUACGUAUAACGAAAGAGAAUGGUGGUACAGCCGUAUAGAGCUAAUAUGUGAAUAUAAAAUAAAUACAGAGUAUUGUUUUAUAUGCUGUACGAAUAGAACGUUUUGUAAAAUAUAUUUAAAAAAUGUGUAUCUCCCUCCUUCUUGUUCUUUAAGGUUUCCCUAUGUGAAAUAGUCAUCCAUCCCUA
Molecule: messenger RNA, 3770 nt
Organism: Colletes gigas
Lineage: Eukaryota; Metazoa; Arthropoda; Insecta; Hymenoptera; Colletidae
Product: protein O-mannosyl-transferase Tmtc3-like
Exons: 13
Coding region: 516-3542 (1008 amino acids)
Biological process (GO): protein O-linked glycosylation via mannose
Cellular component (GO): endoplasmic reticulum
Molecular function (GO): protein binding; mannosyltransferase activity
Source: RefSeq, a predicted model, not a curated record